Messenger RNA from Trichechus manatus latirostris (Florida manatee), 2788 nucleotides. RefSeq names its product SFT2 domain containing 3 (gene SFT2D3). The transcript has a single exon. Gene Ontology annotation, cellular component: membrane. Lineage: Eukaryota; Metazoa; Chordata; Mammalia; Sirenia; Trichechidae. Gene Ontology annotation, biological process: vesicle-mediated transport. The record is from RefSeq and is a predicted model, not a curated record. Bases 44 to 697 code for a protein of 217 amino acids.
CGAAGAGACGGAAGUGGGAGGCAAAAUCCAUGCUCCGCCCAAUAUGGCAAACCUCCACCGCCAGCUGCAGGAGUAUCUGGCGCAGGCGAAAGCGGGCGGGUCAGCGGCCGCGGUACCGCUGCUCGCGGAGGAAGAGGCGGAGGAGCCCGCGGCGGGGAACGGGACAGCAGGGGCGUGGCUGGGUCGCCCGAGCCUGCGCUGGACGUGGGCGCGGAACCCCGAGGAGCCGGAGGCAGCGGGCGCGGCGUGCCUGCCGAGUGUGACUCGCACGCAGCGGCUGGCGGCAAGCGGCGUGUGCCUGUUGCUGGCCGCGCUCUGCUUCGGCCUGGCUGCGCUAUACGCGCCCGUACUGCUGCUGCGCGCCCGGAAAUUCGCGCUGCUGUGGUCGCUGGGCUCAACGCUGGCCCUAGCAGGCGGUGCGCUGCUCCGGGGCGGUGCAGCGUGUGGGCGGCUACUGCGCGGUGAGGAGACGCCGUCACGCACGGCGCUGCUCUACGCCGCCGCGCUGAGCGCCACGCUGUACGCGGCGCUAGGCCUGCGCAGUGCCGUGCUCACGGUGCUAGGCGCUUGCGUGCAGAUGGUCGCGCUGCUCGGCAUUUUGGUCGGCCUGUUGCCCUGGGGCGGGGGCACCGCGCUCCGCCUUGCCCUCGGGCGCCUGGCCCCGGGCACCGGCUUCGCUAAAGCGCUGCCCGUGUGAGCGGUCGGGAGAGACUUGGAGCCUUUAGCCCAGCCAAGCACCACGCCCGCGUCAAGGACACCCACGGGCCGCAGAACGACGGAAGCUCGCCGACCGGCGGCGAUCUGCAGACUGAGCGGCCGUUAUGUACUGAAACAUGAGCACUUUGGGAAGCUUCGAUUUCAGCGUUCAGUGCUCUGGAAACACGAGAUUUUGUCAUUGAAUUGGUGAUAAUAUGCCAUGAAAUAGUUGCUUUUGCAUUAACUGUGAUUUUAAAAUGAGCUCAGUAAAAAAAAAAUGGCUCUUCGGUUUUAACUAGCUGUUUUUGCGAUUUAUCUCUGGUUUACGUUUUGCUUUUGUCGAUUGUAAAGGUUUAGCUAGAUUAGCCUCGUUACCCCCUCCCUCCUUUAUUUUGCCAUACUUAAGACUUGGAUGGAGCCUUUUGGUGGCGGAGUGGUUAAACGCUCAGGCUGCUAACCCAAAAGGUUGGCAGUUCAAAUCCUCCAGCAGCUCCUUGGAAAUCCUACGGGGCUCUUCUUCUCUGCUGUAGGGUGCUGUGAGUCGGGAUCAACUCUACGGCAGCGGGUUUGGGUUUUGUUUUUUUGGGGAAGGCUUGGAAAUUAUGGUGCCAGAAGGAGUCCUGGAACCUCAACGGUUAAGCGCUUGGUUGCUAAUCUAAAGGUUGGCACCCACCCACAAGGCCCGGUGAAGAUUACAGCCUGGAAUACCCUGUGGAGUCUUCAGCACCUAACAACAACAUAAGGGUAUCAGAAGCACUUAAGAUUUAGCCACUGGGUUUUAAAAAUCACUUAUUUAAGAUGGUUGACCUGGGCUUUGUCUUUGGUUAGGGACAUCGUCAAUAUGGUGCUUUAUAACAUUAAAGGAAAAUUAGUUCUGUAUUAGACAAAGCAAUAGGACCAAAGGGGAAGUUUUGUGUUCCAAGAAGCUUGCUGUCUAGUGAGCUGCGUGUAAACGGUGGCUUUUGGAAUGCUUAAGGUCUCUGAGCGGAACUGGUCUAGGGAGACCUUGGAGACAGGCAUUAAUUCUACAUCCAGAAUUCCCACAUUUGAUGGAAGCCAUGGAUUUCUACAAGGUCUUAUUAUCAUUCCUGAUUUAAUGAUCUGCUUUUUAAAUUGCAGUUUACGAUUUGUAGGCUGAUCUCAAAUAAUGGAAGUAGGAGUUUUGCCGUAUCUCAUUGCCAAAUGCCCUUUAGAAGCUAAUUGCGUGUCUUAAUUUACUGCCAGAAAGUAUGGGCCAAGUAUUCUGAUGAGUCCAGAAAAUGUCUACAUGUUUUGUAUUAACUUAUCAACGAGGAAGCAAAAUACAGAGUUUUAAAAUUCUGUGCCAGUAGUUCUCAAUCGUGACUGCCAAACCUCAGAUCAUUUAAAUCAGAAUCUCUGGUGUAGGACCAGGCAUCAGCAUUUUUAUAAAGCUCCCCAGGUGAGUCCAUCUUCAGCCAAGGUUGAGAACCAUUUUUCUGUGUACUGGUUUGCAUAAUCUGAAAAUAACUGAUGUUUCCUGGGAUUGGGUUCCCAUGUUGCCUUACUAGGAUGUGUCCAGCAGCGAUCCACCCCACACUUAGGUUCCUAGGUGGGGUCAGUGUGUGGGCCUUGUUCCAGAAAGUGACACUGAAGUGACCACAUACACAUCACCCCACAGAGUUAGUGUUCUCUUGUUCCCGUAUCCGUAAAUAGGGCUACAUAUCUCGAGGGUGCUUGUAAGAGCAAACGUACUGUUUCAGCAAGUGAUUUUUUUAAUUGUAAAACCUUGUGCCACUGGCUGCUCCGUCAACACUGACACACUCUGUAUGGUGGCUGGGAAGAAGGAACAGUUUCUAGUCCCUUAGCUACAUUUACGUUCUAGUAAUUCCUCUAGAACGGUCAUGGUUUGCAUGGCUUACGAUUGUAUUUUUAUGUUGUUGCUAUUACAUUUUUUUAAAUCAAACUUAAAAGUUCCCAUUUUUUAAAGAAUUCAGUCAUUGUAAAAUUCAAAAUUCAAAGCACAAUCUUAAAUACGUAUUUUGACACUGAUGUUUUAAAAUACCAUAUAUGUACAUACAUACGUAUAUAUAUGGCCAUAGUAUUUAAUAAAUCCAUAAUUAUUUUUUUCUGA